AUGGAGCCAUCUCCUCUCACUCAGCAAGUUCGGCCCGAAGUCUUCCAGCAGAAAGUUGUUGCACUGUACGAGGAAUUGUUCAAGGAUGAAGAAGACCGUGAGAAAUCCGAGGGAUACUGGAGGGAGUUCUUUCUCCUGAAACCGGACAAGGCCACCUUGCAGAAAAUAAUCCUCGAACUGAGUCCCGACGACCUUUUGCACCUCCAGGCGCAGACACGGCAGCUGUUUUUUAGAGCAGUGGGAUGCAUCAAAGCAGGGAAUGCUCCUGCAGAUGCACACGCUCUCGAUACUGCAACAGCGUUCCUGGCUUCCGUUCUUCCAAAGAAAUAUACCAACCCGAGUUCCGAUAUAAUCAAUGUCAUUGCAGGAUUAGAUCAAGUGGAUGCCGUCUUCACAGACUUUGUUGCUGCAUUGGAUGUUACAAUAAGGACGGGAAGAACCUUGGACAUCCGCCAAAAGGCCAUCGAGGUUGCAUUGUCUGUUGUCUCCGGCGCAUAUCAAACGAGUCUCCUUUCAUACUUCACACAUCGCGAUUUAUUUCCUUCUCUUAUGAAAUUUAUUCAAGAUUCCGAUACCACUUCCCGCGCAUUUGAGCCAUUUACUCUUCUCGGCCUGCUAGCAAAUUACAACAAAUUCGAAUUUCAGAAUCCAUAUCGAUUGCGACUGGACGAUUUUGUCAAUGAGGGAACUAUUCAAAAAAUCAUAAGAUCUGUGGGCCAGACGUGUUCGAUUUCACGGGGGAAAUAUGUAGCAGUUCAGGAGGACCUUCCGGAAGGGUGGUCAAUAAGUACGACUUUGAAUAUGAUAGGGCUGGGAGGGAUUGCUCCUGGUGCGAAGACUGUAACUCUCGCGCUUGAUCCCGAAGUUGCGAAGGAGAAGUUUGCUCAACUGCCUGGAAGUGAAGCAGCUGUUCUUCUGGCAACGUACGAUUUCGCCCAUGCAAACAAAUUGUUCUGCUUCAACUUCGUCUCCAUGCCAGCCGACAAAGCCCUCGAGGCCCCUAUUAGCAGCUUCCUCUCGCUUACCUCCUAUCUUCUCCAACAUGCCCACCUAUCUGCACGGGCGACCCUUUACUCUCAUCUCAACCUCCUCAUCUUACGACUCCUGAUAGAAGACCAAAUCCUAUGCAAGAGGAUAUGCAGCGAGGAAAGUAAAGUAGCAGUUCGAUUAUGUCGGCAGAGGUCACCUUACCUACCAAUUGUGAGGGGUGAUCGAGUAUAUGCGUCAAGUCUGUUGGACACGAUGAUAGAUGGCAUCAACCAUAAUUUGCGCCGGCGGCUGGAUGUAGAGCUAUACAUCUUGUGCAUUGGAACCAUAUUGAGAGUCAUCUCCCACUUAUCUCGGUCUCGAACACGCCUCAAUUAUCACUGGCCAGAACUGUUCAGGUCACUCCUCUCCCUCGUUCGCUUUCUCAAUACUUAUGCCGCCGACCUCAAGAAUCUCCACCACGUCGAUAUUCUGCUUGACGACCUCGUAAAUCUCAUCGCCUUAUCUCUUUCCGCUGGCGAAGCAUUCCUACCAAAUCCUACGACAUAUGACGACCUGUUUUACAAGCUUGUUGAGAUGGGAGAAGUCCUGGUGAAGUUCCGCGAUAAUUAUGACCUGGGGAAACGCCCAACCAAUUCGAUAGAUAUAUUGAUCAGCGUCAGUUCACAUUACAACCAACUUCUGGAAGAGGGUGCUUCAGGGAGGAGAGGAAAGCACUUGACCAGUGCUCAGGUUGCGGGAGUGAUCAAGCAAGGAUACGAGACUUUGAGCAUCCAGGCCAGGGAAGGGCUAGACAGCUGGGAUAAAUACCGAGAGGCCGACAAGAGGGUUUUCCUGAAGAAAAUGGCCAGAGCAGCGGUGGCUGAUGUGAAGAGACUUAUCAGUGAACCUUGA
Molecule: messenger RNA, 1881 nt
Organism: Hyaloscypha bicolor E
Lineage: Eukaryota; Fungi; Ascomycota; Leotiomycetes; Helotiales; Hyaloscyphaceae
Product: DUF1741-domain-containing protein
Exons: 7
Coding region: 1-1881 (626 amino acids)
Biological process (GO): regulation of Golgi organization
Cellular component (GO): cytosol
Source: RefSeq, a predicted model, not a curated record